AUGUGCACAUACUUUUCCCAUUCCUCGCGUGAAAAGCAUUUCAUUAUAAGCAUUUGCCAUGAAGAAACAUAUAGCAGCCUGUUCCAAUUCGUUGCGAUCAGCACCCUGCGUUGUCCUUAAAUGAUGACGUUAUUAAAAUGCGACUAUUAGGUUUGGAAUGUUGGCUUCUGCUGGCUGCUGGGCAACGAUGAAGUAGUCAACCCAAUUUACCUGCCUGUUAGGUUUACUGGACGUUGUCUAGCUUGUCGGUUCAUUUUUGCACAUUUCAAGGGAUAUUUUCUUCGGAACAUGAUUGAUUCCGCAUUAAGUUCAUUUGGAGCUCAGGUUAUUUUAUCAGCGUCCAGCGAUGAGAAUUACCCUCCGGAAAACAUAAUUGACGGAAACACAGAGUCCUUUUGGAUAUCGACUGGCAUGUUUCCGCAAGAGUUCAUCUUUCGCUUCACAGAUACAGUGAAAAUGUCCCUCAUAAACAUUCACUCUUACAAUGUUAAAAAUCUUAGAAUUGAGAAAAGCACUUCAAGUGAUGCGACAGAUUUUGAAGUUAUUGCACAAAAGGAAUUUGAACACACAGAAGGUCACCUACAGGAAAAUGAUUUUUCGCUCAGUGGCACUACUGCAACACACUUACGCUUCAUCAUAACAUCUGGAUAUGAUCACUUCGUUUCAGUACACAGGGUGGCCAUAGAAGGAACACGAUAAUAAUUCAAUGUUAAGACACUAAUUAUUGUAGGUACUGAGUUUGUUCUGAGUUGGCAGUUUCAGACUUGGGAUUAUAAAAGUGUUAACAGCUACAUCUUGUACAGAAUUGUGUAUGCAUCUUAAUUAUGUACCACACUGCACCUGCUUCUUUUUUUAAAUCUAAUUAAAUGUCAAAGAUUUCUGCUUCAAUAAAUAUUUUUAUUUCAAACAAAAUGUUUUCAACAAAUCCAUUUCCGUUUUCUUCAUUUUUGGUUACAGAUAUUAAACAACACUUGGUUUAAAGAAAAAAGCAAUCUGCUUUACUUGAUUCCAAAAAAAGUACAAAGAAAAGUACUUUAUUCCGUCUCCUUUUUGUUCUUUUAUUAUAAACUUCAUGCCAGACUUGAUAACUAACCUAACUGACUGCAGAGAAUUCAAAUGACUGUAAUCACAACAAUUACUGCACCAUUAUGCAUUAAUUUACUUAAAUCAGCAUUCAGUAAAUUUAACUCAAAUCUGGGAUGUCAUGCAUACUAAUUACACGAGGCACUAGGUUGUAGGAUAAAAUUUUAUGCCAUAUUGACAAACGACACAAAUCAAUUAAAUUACA
Molecule: messenger RNA, 1288 nt
Organism: Anguilla anguilla (European eel)
Lineage: Eukaryota; Metazoa; Chordata; Actinopteri; Anguilliformes; Anguillidae
Gene: hspb11
Product: heat shock protein family B (small) member 11
Exons: 5
Coding region: 289-699 (136 amino acids)
Biological process (GO): intraciliary transport
Cellular component (GO): centrosome; intraciliary transport particle B; cilium
Source: RefSeq, a predicted model, not a curated record